CAGAUACCUAUAGAGGGCGGUAACACUUCUUGGAUUGUCCUAACCUGCCGUAAAUAGUUCACACGAGAUGCUUGCGAGAUCCAGAUGCUUCUCUGGACCGACGCUACCGGUUGUAAACAAAGUCUAGUAAACCGGCGGUGAGCUGCUUUUGCAAGAUGGUUCUGCUACAUGUGAAGCGUGGAGAUGAAAGCCAGUUUCUUUUCAACACCACUGUGGACGCGCCUCUGGAAACGGUGAUCCAGCAAAUUACAGCCAUUUACAACGGGAGACUCAAAGUGGACAGAAUAUGUUCAGAGAUCCCAGAGCUGGCAGACCAUGGCAUCACACUGCCACCCAACAUGCAGGGGCUGACAGAGGAGCAGAUUGUGGAGCUGAAACUGAAGGAUGAAUGGGAAGACAAGUGUGUACCCAGCGGGGGGGCAGUAUUCAGGAAGGAUGAGAUUGGGAGGAGGAACGGACACGCUCCAAAUGAAAAAAUGAAAGAGAUGUUGAUGAGAACCGUGGAGGAGGCAAAGGCACUGAUCUCCAAAAAACAAGUUCAAGCUAACGUUUGUGUCACUAUGGAGAUGGUGAAGGAAGCCUUGGAUCCGCUAAGGGGGGCGGUCAUGAUCGUGUACCCCAUGGGGCUGCCUCCUCAUGACCCCAUCAGAAUGGAGUUUGAGGACUGUGAAGACCUUGCAGGAACACAGGCAUCUCUGCAGGUGAUCACAGAGGACGAGUGCCAGCUAUGGUGGGCUGCUAAAGAGAUGCAGAGGGGAAAAAAACUGCAGGACUACAUUGGCAAAAAUGAAAAGACAAAGCUUGUGGUAAAAAUCCAAAAGAAAGGGCAGGGGGCACCAGCGAGAGAGCCUCUGGUCACUGAUGAGCAGCAGAAACAGAUGAUGAUGCAUAUGUACAAGAGGCAGGAGGAACUCAAGAAGCUUGAGGAAGCAGAUGAUGAUAGCUACCUGGAAUCAGAGUGGACAGACAGACAGUCCCUCAGAAGACAGUUUCAAGGCCUCACCAACAUCAAAUGGGGACCAAGAUAAAGACCUCCACCACUUAGAUUCCUACCGUAAAGCUGCUGCCUUGACCUGGUCCUUCACAGCUCUAAAUGCAAAUGACUACAAUGCCUUAUCUUAAUUCUGAUAUUAGUUUACUGUCUGUGUUAUAUGAGGUCUUCUGGAGAAUAUAAACAGCAGACGGGUUCAUAUGCCUUGGAGUAGUAACUGGAUGAUGACACGUGGAGGCCGAUGCCAUGAAAAACCUGAUUUAUUUCAUCCUAAAUCAGAUCCAUGUAUUCAUUUACCGAUUGUUUUCACCCUGUUGUAAAGUUACAUCUUUAUUAAAGAUGUGCAAACAAUUACAUUUCAGUUUAAUCUAAA
Molecule: messenger RNA, 1364 nt
Organism: Etheostoma spectabile (orangethroat darter)
Lineage: Eukaryota; Metazoa; Chordata; Actinopteri; Perciformes; Percidae
Gene: cfap298
Product: cilia and flagella associated protein 298
Exons: 8
Coding region: 156-1028 (290 amino acids)
Biological process (GO): regulation of cilium movement
Source: RefSeq, a predicted model, not a curated record